Gasterosteus aculeatus aculeatus (three-spined stickleback) is the source of this 3753-nucleotide messenger RNA. RefSeq names its product nudix (nucleoside diphosphate linked moiety X)-type motif 4b (gene nudt4b). The record is from RefSeq and is a predicted model, not a curated record. Gene Ontology annotation, biological process: diphosphoinositol polyphosphate metabolic process; diadenosine hexaphosphate catabolic process; adenosine 5'-(hexahydrogen pentaphosphate) catabolic process. Gene Ontology annotation, molecular function: endopolyphosphatase activity; bis(5'-adenosyl)-hexaphosphatase activity; bis(5'-adenosyl)-pentaphosphatase activity. Gene Ontology annotation, cellular component: nucleus; cytoplasm. Lineage: Eukaryota; Metazoa; Chordata; Actinopteri; Perciformes; Gasterosteidae.
GCCUCUUUCGUCGUAGUGAGUCAGCUCGCCGUGCGCAAACGGGACCGUCGGAGGGCUGCGCUGUGUAGGCUGCGGACCGCAUACGACCUGCGGCACUUGAAAUCACGGCCGGCGGCUAGAGCUCCGACGCCAUCCGCACGCGGAUCCAAUGAGGAAAACGGGAUAGUCUGACGGGUACCCGCGGUCGGGAUAUUUCCCAACAACCUCCUCCUCCUCCUCCUCUUCUCAUUACUGGCCAUCGCGGACUCUACGGGCGCAGAGAGCGGCAGCGAUGCGGCGGGUCUGCUGUUGAGUCCUUUCCCUCGCUUAUUGCUGUCGGCUUUUUUUUGUUUUAGUUUUUUUUGUUACCUGAAAGGGAGACACACAAUAAACCCACAAUGAAGCUCAAGCCGAACCAGACCAGGACGUACGACGGCGAGGGCUUCAAGAAACGAGCAGCGUGCCUGUGCUUCAAGAACGAACGCGAGGAAGAGGUGCUGCUGGUCAGCAGCAGUCGGCACCCGGAGCAGUGGAUCGUCCCCGGAGGGGGGAUGGAGCCCGAGGAGGAGCCGUGUGGCGCCGCAGUGCGAGAGGUGUUUGAGGAGGCCGGUGUGAAGGGCAAGCUAGGACGUCUGCUCGGCGUGUUCGAGCAAAACCAAGACCGGAAGCACCGGACGUACGUGUACGUGUUGACCGUCACCGAAACCCUGGAGGCCUGGGAGGACUCCGUCAACAUCGGCCGUAAGAGGGAGUGGUUCACCGUGGACGAGGCCAUCAAAGUGCUGCAGAGUCACAAACCCGUCCACGCCGAGUACCUGCGGAGGCUCCAGCUCAGCUGCUCCCCGACCAACGGAAACUCCAUCCUCCCGGGGCCGCCACCCAACGACAACUACCCCCAUUACAGCGCCACCGCGACCUCGCCCUCGACGGGUAACGUGUUGGGUCCCUCCUGCAGAUAGGACUGCAACUUUUUUUUUUUUUUUUUUUUUUAAACCACGUGGGCUGUCCAGCCGGGACGGUUUCACUGAAAGUCUGUACAGUCUUGCAUGAAUCUAAUGACUUUUUUUUUCUCCAAGCUGCGGCUCUCUCGUAUGUAUCAUCGCUAGUCUUAGCUACAGGAGAGACCAAAGCACAUCGACAGAACUGUGUUGAGGACUCGAUGUCUCUAACGUAAAGACUGAAUAUCUCAAGAACACUUUUUUUCCUUUUCGCUGGAAAAUACUAGAGCGACAAGACGGAGCUUGAGGGAGGGUGAAGCCGCGCAGCCGGCUGGCGUGAACGACCUGGCGAAGGAAUGCCUUACAGAAUGUUGUUUUUUUCUCACUAAUGGUCACGUUUUUUUAUUUUAUUUUUAGCAGAUUGGAAGUGCUUUCAAGUCAAUAAAAGAGUAAUUGACACCAAAGCACAUCCAUGCGAGGAAUGUUUCCAGACUUAAUAUUGUCUAUCAUCAAGCCAAGAUUAUAAAAAAUCAUACACACGUUGAUCCCGGAGCAUAGAUAUGUUUGAAAGUUCUCCUAGCUGGGAUUUUCCUGACAAAAUGUAAUGUCCUCAAUUAUUUACAUUUUGCGUCAACAUAAGGUAUCAUACAAUUAGGAGAAUAGAACAAAAAUGGAAAACGUUGUGCCACAAAUGGCUUGUGGUCGUAAAUGCCAGGGUCAAAGGUCCAAGACGGGUUUAUCUCCAGAAAAAGUAAAACUGUCAGCGAGUAGAUACCUCAGUAAACACGUGGGGCGUGCUCGACAUCCUUUGACCCGACAGGGAAACUGCACCGAGAAGCACAGGCGUUGCGUCUCCACUAACCUCGACCGAUGACCUGAACUGUCGACUGUUGAAAGCCACAUACCUUUUAUGUUACGGUUUCCCACGUUUGUCACGGUGUAAAUCCUUUUUUGCCUGAGUUACGGGGUGCUGCUACGGGGUCUGUUCAGUUCAUCUAAACCGUGGAAAUGAAAUAAGAGGAUUUUGAUGAGUAUAGUUAUUGUUGACUGCCCUUUUUGAAUUAAAGUUUGCAUUUUUUUUUUAUCAUGUCUCAUUUGGCAAAACCGACCACCAAAUGACAUCAUUUUCAUGUUUGAUAUGAUUGCCCCCCGCCCCCCCCCCCCCCAGGAAUAAUUUUGAUUCUGGAUUAACCCGAGAUAUAUAUAUAUAUUUUUUUGUUGAUCCUUUAAUGGUUAGGUCCAUGAAUUGUUAGAAAUUGUUAAAAAGGCCCAUUAUAGCUUUUGCUUUAGUUUUAAUAUCAAUAAUUGAUCAUGAUCCUUUGGUUACUGCCUAAACAGGUGGAGUUCUUGGUGCAUCGUGGGUCAUCCCCAUCUUUUUCUCUCCAUGUAUCCCGCCUGCUUAUCCGCUCAAAUAUUUUCACAACGUUUUUAAGGGCAAAAACAAUCCCUAGGAAAUAUUCUAGAUCAACGACAUCUACGUGUAGAAUAUCGAGACAGAAAUCCAAAGAAAUCAAAGAGUUUUCUCUUAAGAAGCACCAACUCACUCCCCUGUCGACGGCUGAAUGACGACUCAAAACCACACAGAGAUUUGUAAAUAGCUUUGAAAAGACAUGUUAACAUUAACAUGUUUUUAACCCGAAUGUACCUGUACAAUUUCUCUUAAUAUUUUAUAUAUUUUCUAACAAUGUACAAAUGGCAGGAUAAAACCAACGUGUUGAAAACCCAGCGAGGACGGUGUGUACAGUAUAUUUGUAUCGAUGACCAUGUGCCACGGUUUUAGGAUAUAAAGGUUGGUGUGAAAUUGAGUGGUUGAAUUAAUGCAUUCUAAAUUCUGAUCUGGUGAAAUAUAUCUUUAUGAGGACUGCAUAGAAGUUAACUUUAGACCGGAAAAAAAAUAUCAGAGACUGGAGACGGUUAAAUAUAUUCUUUUCUUUUCUUUUUUUUUUACAAAAUGUACAUAGCAUCUUGGUAUUCAAACAAUUACGGUAGAAUAGUAAUGAUCAGGGGAAUGUUUUGAAAGCUUUGGUAAGACAUUGAUGAAGUAUUUCCAUAUGACAGACGGAUGUUUUUUUUAAUUGUUUAUUCAGCUGCAAUGAUCUCAUACUGUUUAACAUGGUUUUAUUCAGUUCAAUGCACCAAUUCAGUUAUAAACUUUCAGUCUAUUGGCAAUGUUAGAACUCCAACCACCUCAAGCCUUUGUGUGUGUGUGCGCGCGUAUGUAUCGUGGGUUGGCGAAAGUGAAGUACAAUGUGCCAAAUUGCAAAACGUAUUAGUGUUCAGGUGGGAAAAUCUGUGAUGUUUUGUUAAACCUUCAUCAUUUUUAGCCAACUGCUUUGUGGAAAAAAAGAAUAAGACUUUAAACAAUGGAAUUCCCUACAUUGUCCAGGAACCACAGGGCUUCCAUUUGUCACAUAACCGAGCAUGCAAGAUUUCACUACAAUCCAGAAAACAACAUCAAUUAAACAUAAACCCAUUCAGCUUAAUGUUUUGCAGCAGAAACGCCUCUUUCCUCCACUUCCCGGAGCCUCUGUUUGUCUGUGAACGCUCCUUUUAGGACUGAAGCAUGAGGCUAAGGGUGAUAGUCCCACAAAUAACAUGUAUGUGCUCCAUGUACAAAAAAAAUGCGGGAUGACACGAGUCCACCGCUUGAUUGUCCGCUCAACACACAUUGUAAUGUCACAUGGAUGUAUCCAGAGAUUUGCUCAGAGCUGACUUAAGCUUUCUCACCGUUUUGUCAUGGAUAUUAUGCACAGAAAAAGGUUUAUGGUGAAAGUGAUUUGAUGGCGUAGACUGGGGAGAUUUGUUUUUGAGGUUGCAUUAAAGGGGGAAAAUCAUA